CGCCGCGCGUUCUAGAGUUCUUUGUGCGCAUGCGUGCUCGCUCUCCCUCGCGCAGUGCUCGGCUGAGUCAGUCAGUCAGUCUGUCGGAGUCUGUCUUCGGAACAGGCUGAGCGAAGGGACUUCGGAGAGCCUGCUGCCUACUUAUUCUAUUUUCCCUCCCUGUCUCCCGCCCCACGUCUCUCUUCACCCCUCUCCCGCCCUUGCUCGCGUAGCCAUGGCGGAGUCGUCGGCGGCCACUCAGUCCCCGUCCAUCUCCUCGUCGUCCUCCGGGGCCGAUCCGUCCGCGGCCGGCGGUGGCGGGAGCCCGGGAGCCAGCCCCGCCCUGGGGGCGAAAAGCUGCGGCUCCUCUUGUGCGGAUUCCUUUGUUUCUUCCUCUUCCUCUCAGCCUGUAUCUCUAUUUUCGACCUCUAAAGUGGAAUUGAGCUCUCUUUGCUCUGAUGAGCCACCUUCAGAAAUUAUGACUUCCUCCUUUCUUUCAUCCUCUGAAACACAUAACUCUGACCCUGCAACACUACAUGGAGAAAAAAAUGAAGUGUUAGGCAGCCAGCCUGUUAUAGCCAAAGAAGGAAAAGAUCACUUGGCUCUUCUACAUAUGAAAAAGAUGGAAAAGCCUCAGGGGACCUGCAAAGACAGAGCAGACUCUCCAGUUUCUCUUGCAGCAGGAAGAGUUCCUUGUAAUCAACCUUCCAUUCCAGCCAGUCUCCCAGAGUGUCCUGCUUUUCUCCUAAAGGAAGCCUGUCAAGUAGAAGAGCAAAUAAAUAAAGAUCAACAGUCCAAGAACUCAAAUCAGGUACUGAAUAGGGAGGAUAAAACUGCAUUGGAUGUUGAUGACAGGUUCAUUUUGCCAGUUGCCCAGAAACUACCCACUGAGCAGUCUAAUGAAGAAGACACUAGAACAUAUUCCUUGUCCCCCUAUGAAGUUUCAGGUGGUGGUAUUGUAGAAAAAGAUUCCCCUGAAUCACCAUUUGAAGUAAUUAUUGACAAAGCAGCAUUUGACAGAGAAUUUAAAGAUUCAUAUAAGGAGAGCGCAAAUGAUUUGGGUGGCUGGGCCGUGCACACUGAUAUAGAAUCAUCUGCAGACAUGUCAGAGACUAAUGACAAAGUGUUUCCACUGAGAAAUAGAGAGGCAGGGCGUUACCCAUCCUCUGCAUUACUCACUAGACAGUUUUCACACACAACUGCAGCAUUGGAAGAGGUGUCUAGAUGUGUGAAUGAUAUACAUAACUUUACUAAUGAAAUAUUGACUUGGGACUUGGUUCCCCAAGUGAAACAACAGACUGAUAAAUCUUCUGACUACCCCACAAAAAGUACAGGACUUGACAGGAAUGAAUAUCAUUCAGAAAUCCCAGUUGUAAAUCUUAGGACAAACACUUACCAGAAAAUUCCUGCAUAUUCUAUCAAUGAGAGCACAUCUAUCACCAAAAUCACAGGUGAUUGGGAAGACAUAUCUCUCCCACAAGAAAAUGCUAUCAUUGGAAAACCUGUAAGUGACCAUCUCAUUUCCACAAAAGAAGUCAAUGUCAAAGGUGUACAAGGUGAUAAACAGAAACAAGAUGACAUACUUCCAGAGUUGCCUGGAUCUCCAUGUGAGAAACAUGUCUCUUUGGGUUCUGGAGUGGCCACAGUGAAAGUGGUUUUACCUGAUGACAUCCUGAAGGAUGAAACAAACUGGCAGAUCUCUGUGCCAGAAGAAAUCACAGAGGCAGAUAGUUCUGGUGAGUCUGAUGACACAGUAAUAGAGGACAUCACAGCAGAGAGAUCAUUUGAAAAUAGGAUUUACACUGAAAAACCUUUCUCUAUUCCAAAUGCUGUUGUAAGAACAAAUGAAAUCAAAGAGACUCCCAGUUGUAAGAAGGUAGAAAGUACAACAUCUAAAAGCACUGAAGAGCUGGUCAGGGAGCCACAUCAAACUCAGUCUGGUAGUCUUGGAAGGAGACCAGUUGGUGAGGCAGUGUGUUCACCAAUACCUGGUAUGAAUGUUGUGUUGGAAGGUGUAAGAGAGUCCAAUGCUGUGAGUGAAGGUGCUCCUGAAAAGCCCAUUACAACUGAGAACCCAAAACUUCCUUCAGCCGCACCUCCAAAUGUUUUUAGUGAGACAGAAUUCUCAUUAAAUGUGACAGCUUCUGCCACGUUGGAGUCAUUAUAUGGAAAUCAUAUUAAAGACAUAGAUGAUUCCUCCCCAGAGGACUUGAUGGCAGCCUUAACAGAAACCAGAGAGAAAGGAAUACUAGGUAAAGAGGACGGAACUGAUUCUGAAGCAGUGUCACAGAAGCCAGCUUCUCCAGUAGAAGUCUCAUCUGAGAGUAAGUCAAAUAGUUCAAGCAAAAACAGUGCAAAAUGCAAAGAAACAAAUGGAAGUGACUUUCUGCAUGUUUUCACUACCCGUGGGACUCCAGUGGUAUCUCUUGACUUAGAACAGGAGCAGCUCACAAUCAGAGCCCUGAAAGAGUUAGGUGAAAGGCAGGGUGAGGAGCCACCUUCUGUGCAGGGUGAAGAAUCUCCUUCUGAAGAAAGACUCAAGCAAACAUUUGCUCCAGAACCUUGGCCACAGAGAUCAGGUGACAUCCUAGAACAUACAGAUGUUAAGACUGUAUCUGAUCUUGGGAUUUCCAAAAAGCCCUCUAUUAUCAAAGAAACUAGGGUAGAUAUUAUUUCCAGCCUUAGCAAGACUGAAUUGGUAAACAAGCAUGUCCUACCAAGACUUCUGACAGACUUCUCAGUGCACGAUCUGAUUUUCUGGCGAGAUGUGAAGAAGACUGGGUUUGUCUUUGGCACCACACUGAUCAUGCUGCUGUCCCUGGCAGCCUUCAGUGUCAUCAGUGUGGUUUCUUACCUCAUCCUGGCCCUUCUCUCUGUCACCAUCAGCUUCAGAGUCUACAAGUCUGUCAUCCAAGCUGUACAGAAAUCAGAAGAAGGCCAUCCAUUCAAAGCCUACCUGGAUGUGGACAUUACACUGUCCUCAGAAGCUUUCCAUAAUUAUAUGAAUGCUGCCAUGGUGCAUGUCAACAAGGCCCUAAAACUCAUCAUUCGUCUCUUUCUGGUAGAAGAUCUGGUCGACUCCUUGAAGCUGGCUGUCUUCAUGUGGCUGAUGACCUAUGUUGGUGCCGUUUUUAAUGGAAUCACCCUUCUGAUUCUUGCGGAGCUGCUCGUCUUCAGCGUCCCAAUUGUCUAUGAGAAGUACAAGACCCAGAUUGAUCACUAUGUUGGCAUCGUCCGGGAUCAAACCAAGUCAAUUGUUGAAAAGAUCCAAGCAAAACUCCCUGGAAUCGCCAAAAAGAAGGCAGAAUAAACACAUGGAAACCAGAAAUGCAACAGUUACUAAAACACCACUUAAUAGUUAUAAUGAUGUUACUUGUACCAUGGAGGACAUGCUCAGUGUCAGCUUGAGCCUGCAUUCCAAGCUUAUUUUUAUUUUAAUUUGGUAUUUUCUCCCCUCCUUUCCCUUUACCCUCAGUAUCAAGCACAAGAAACAGUGGACUGAACAAAAAGAACUGAUAUCUUAGAACCCAAAAGAAUAAAGAAAAGAAUAAAAUUAAUAGGAUAAAUUAUACCUUAGUGGUGGUGGAGCUUUUUACCUGUAGCAUGAAAAGGGGAAAGAUUUAGAAAAAGAGAAAGUGAAUGGUAGAAAAAUUUCUUGGGUCCUUCUAUUCAGUUUUCAAGGACUAGUUUUACACAACUCCCAUUAUAGUUUUGCCCUUAUUUUUAAGUUAAGAAAUAAUGAUUAACUUGUGAAGAAAUGGUUUGGAGACAGGAGGGGGAUGCCUUCCUUGGGUUAUUUGCAGCCCACCAAUCCCAUCCUCCUGCCCCACACUGUGAGCAGCUACUCUUAAUAUUCCUCUUCUUGACUUAAUGAUAUAACUUCCAGCUCUGAGUAACUUAUAGGUAGUAGUGAUAAUUCCUGUCUCCAGAAUGCCAUCUGAGAAAUAAGAGUAGAAACAGAAAAGGGUGGGAAAGGGUGUGGCAGGGGCACAGCAAUGGCCACCUCCCUCUGCCACGCAUCCACAGGGAAGGAAGGGCUCCACCAGCUGGGAGCAUGGUGUCCAUAUCAUCUCUUGGAUGCCAGUUCUGGGAGUUAAUUUGAGAACUCAUUCCUGAAUGUGCUUUCCCCUCUUUCCUGCCCACCCACCUCACCUCAAGUUUAAUAAAUAUGGUUGUACUUUUAUUAUUAUGAAAUAAAUGUCUGUACCUGCUGUACACUGCUGUACACUUGUUAGAGAAAAAUACUCUGCAUGUGGGCUCCCUAGUUAUUGAGUUAUUGUAAUCCUGUCUCAGUCUGUGGAGGGGGAACAGUCUCAAAAGAUGGAACUACCAGAAAAGAAAACGUUUUUCUUUAUCUACCACCACCACCACCACCACCACUGCUUUCUCCUCACAUGCUGUUGCUUUAAUGUGUGCUCAUCAGUUUAGUGUAAGGACCAAAGCCAAGCUGGCUUGAGGGGAGAUCUUAUGUGUCUGUGGCUAAGAGACUGCACGCCAGUGUGGGGACGUGCAUUUUGUUGUUCAUGUGGAGUCUAUCUGCUUUGAGGGUGCUUUCUUUGAUUUUCAGACACACAAAAUGCUCAGCCCCUGUACCAUGGCCCAGGAUGCUCCUUUGGAGAGUGCUUUCUGUGGACUUUUAAGUUAAGAUGACCAGACAGGGCCAGAGUGUAUUGAUGGGCUUUCUUCAGUUGGAGACAACAGAGCAGUGCACAGGCACAGCAGGUGGAGGGUGAUUGGGAAUCAUUGAUUCCUGUUUGAGACAAAGUUUCUUCCUCCCUUUUCCACAUGGAGACUCAAGUCAGUGUGAAAGCAGUCAUUAAGUUCCUUAAGCUUGUAGCUCCUACGUAGUCCUGCCCUUCCAAGAGGGAGCAAGCUGUAAGGGCUACAAUAUUUGUUGGUCCCAAAGUACUGCAGCUCUGCAGGAAGCACUGGGAGGAUUUUUUUUUUUUAAUUACUGGGGAAUUUAGAUGAGUAAAAAGGAACUCUCCCCAUACUCCCUUUUCUUAUUUUCUUGCCCCCUUUCUUUUUGAAAUUUUUAACAUUUUCUGUCAUUAAGAAUCUCCCUCUCCAUCACCAUUCCUUACCCUCCCAGGAAGUUGAUGCACUGAUGGACUUUCAGGCUUCCCCUCCAAAGGACCUCUUUCUGCACUGGAAGCCCCACACCAGGUUCUUUUCUUUUGUUGUUGCUGUGUUAAUAAUAAUGGGAGAGAUGUUUGUGCCACGCAGAAUUUUUUUUUUUUUUUUAAGGAAAACAUAGACAAAAAAGUACUAAUGAAACUGUGUGCGUGUCUGUGCGUGCAACAUAAAAAUACAGUAGCACCCAAGGAGCUUGAAUCUUGGUUCCUGUAAAACUGCAAAUUGAUGUGGUAUUAAUUUAAAAAUAAAGAACACAAUGACUGGUGGUGUU
This is a messenger RNA of Ictidomys tridecemlineatus (thirteen-lined ground squirrel), 5386 nucleotides long. RefSeq names its product reticulon 3 (gene Rtn3). Gene Ontology annotation, biological process: brain development; neuron differentiation; endoplasmic reticulum tubular network formation. Gene Ontology annotation, cellular component: endoplasmic reticulum membrane; neuron projection; postsynaptic density. The record is from RefSeq and is a predicted model, not a curated record. Lineage: Eukaryota; Metazoa; Chordata; Mammalia; Rodentia; Sciuridae.